AUGGCUCCGGCUCGUAACAAGGCCAUCUCCGAAGACGUACGAAAGUUGCUGAGCGCCGGUAUUAUAAGAGAGGUACGUUACCAAACCUGGGUCUCCAAUCCAGUGAUGGUAACCAAGAAGGACAAAACCUGGAGGAUGUGCGUUGAUUUUUCCGAUCUAAACAAUGCGUGCCCGAAGGAUUGCUAUCCUUUACCGGAGAUUGAUUUAAAGAUAGACUCCCUCUCAAGUUUCCGUCUCAAAUGCUUCCUAGAUGCGUAUAAGGGUUAUCAUCAAAUCCAAAUGGCUUCGGAGGACGAAGAUAAGACCGCGUUUGUAACAAAUGAGGGUCUGUUUUGUUAUACUAAAAUGCCAUUCGGUUUAAAAAACGCCGGAGCCACGUACCAGAGGUUAAUGGAUAAAGCGUUCAAAGAUCAGAUCGGAAGAAACUUGGAGAUCUAUGUCGAUGACUUAGUCAUAAAAAGCCGGGCCGAAGACGACAUGAUAGAUGACAUACUCGAGACCUUUACAAGGCUUCGGAGUAUCAACCUAAAACUCAAUCCCAAAAAGUGCUCUUUCGGCUUGGAAGAGGGAAAAUUCCUCGGGGUGUGGGUUACACGAUCCGGAAUCCAGGCGCAUCCUGAUAAAAUCAAAGCGGUAGUCUCCAUGCAGCCUCCUAAAACCAUCAAAGAGAUCCAAUCUCUAAAUGGAAAACUCGUCGCCCUUCACCGUUUUGUUUCAAAAGCGGCAGAUCGUUCCAUCCCUUUCAUGAAUGUAUUAAAACAGCGAACGACAAAAGGCCAAAUAGAGUGGACGUCAGAAGCAGACUCGGCAUUUCAGGAGUUAAAGGUAUGCCUCGGGUCCUUACCCACUUUGACCGCACCAGCUACCGGAGAAACUGUCACGGUAUAUCUAUCUGCGUCCCACUUUGCGAUAAGUGCAGUACUCGUAGUACACCGGAACCAGGCACAAAUCCCGGUCUAUUACGUAAGCCGUAUCCUGAAAGACUAUGAAACUCGGUACCCGAUGAUCGAAAAAUUGGCACUCGCUUUGGUACAUGCUUCCAGACGCCUCCGAAGAUACUUCCAAGCUUUCAAUAUAGAAGUAAAGACUGAUCUCCAGAUCCAGCAAAUCCUCAGGAAGCCAGAGGUCUCCGGACGUCUCACCAAAUGGGCAAUAGAGCUCAGUGCCUUUGAUAUCACCUAUCGUACCAGAGGUCCAGUAAAAGGACAGACAGUAGCAGAUUUCCUCCCCGAGGUCCCGACCGGAGAAAGCAUCAAGGAAAAACCCAUCUUACCGAAGGUAUGGAACCUGUAUACAGACGGGGCCUCCAGUAAAGAAGGGUCGGGAGCAGGGUUAAUCCUAAUAGAUCCGGAGGGAAUAGAGUACACUUAUGCGCUGCGUUUUGAAUUUAAGACGUCAAACAAUGAAGCAGAAUAUGAGGCUCUCCUUGCAGGCCUGCAAACCGCAGCCAAAGCAGGUGCAACCUCCGUAUUAGCUCAUGUCGAUUCACUAUUGGUAGCCAACCAGGUCAGCGGCGAGUACGAGGCACGAGAAGAUAAUAUGGUUCGGUAUCUUCAGCAGGUCAACAGUUUAAUCUCCUCUUUCGAUUCCUGCAAAAUAGUGCACAUACCGAGGAGCAAAAACAAAAAAGCCGAUGCUUUGAGCAAACUGGCAUCCGUGGCAUUCUGUCAUUUAUCAAAAGAGGUCCUAGUCGAGACCCUGCAGAUUCCGGCCAUCCAACAGACGAAGCCAGUUAUGUCAAUUUCCAUGUCCGAAAAGUCUUGGAUGACUCCCAUCGUAGAUUACUUGAAAAAUGGGACGCUUCCAGAAGACAAGGCUCAGGCACGGAAACUAAAAGUGAAAGCGCUGCAAUAUCAGAUGCACGAUGGUCAACUCUACAGGAAAACCUUUUUAGGUCCGCUCCUAAAAUGCCUAACCCCAGAGGAAGCAAGUUACGUUAUAAGGGAGAUCCACUGGGGAAUAUGCGGCAUCCACGCGGGGCCGAGGAUGGUUAUAGCAAAAGUCAUGAACGCCGGUUAUUUCUGGCCAGGAAUGCACCAAAGCGCGAUAAACGAGCUCCAGUCCUGUGAAGACUGCCAACGCCAUGCUCCCGUAAACCAUCGUGCCAAAAACAACCUCGUACCCGUGACCUCGGCCUGGCCGUUUCAGAAAUGGGGAAUUGACAUCGUAGGUCCUUUCCCUGUCUCCACCGGAGGGGUAAGGUUCCUGCUGGUUGCCAUCGACUAUUUCACUAAAUGGGUCGAAGCUAAACCCCUUCGGACGAUCACGGGAGACCAAGUGCUGAGGUUCGCAUGGGAAAACAUAGUGUGCAGGUUCGGAAUGCCUCUUUGCAUAGUAAGCGACAACGGGAAACAAUUUGCGGAAAAGCCGUUUAAAACAUGGUGUCAAAGAAUGAAGAUAGAACAGUGUUUUGCUUCGGUAGCCCACCCCCAGGCCAACGGGCAGGUGGAAAGAGCUAACCGAAGUAUCGUAGAGGGCAUUAAAAAGCGACUGGGAAAGGAGGGCGUCUCAUGGGCGGAUGAACUCCCACACGUCCUAUGGGCGCACCGUACCAUGCCCAAAACAAGCAACAAAGAAACCCCUUUUAGUUUGACAUACGGAACCGAGGCCGUCAUACCUGCCGAAGUAGGGAUCCCCACUCCGCGCGUACAACAGAGUCAAGAAGAGAAUGAACGAGAGCUCCGUUUGAAUCUUGAUUUAAUCGAGGAAAGGAGAGAGCUCGCAGCGAUCCGGGAAGCUAAGUAUAAAAAAGAGUUGGAAAAACACUACAACUCUAAGGUAAAAGAAGCCCGGUUCAAGGUAGGAGAGUAUGUGAUGCGGAGCAACGAAGCGAGCUUGACGGAAGGAACGGGGAAACUAGCCCCCAAGUGGGAGGGACCUUACCAGAUCAAAACGGCCGGAAAAGACGGGGCGUACACUCUAAGCAAGAUGGAUGGAACCUCCGUCCUGCGUACUUGGAACGGAGUACAUCUGAAGAAAUGCUAUCUUUAG
Messenger RNA from Helianthus annuus (common sunflower), 2991 nucleotides. RefSeq lists its product as uncharacterized. The transcript has a single exon. Gene Ontology annotation, molecular function: nucleic acid binding; RNA-DNA hybrid ribonuclease activity. The record is from RefSeq and is a predicted model, not a curated record. Bases 1 to 2991 code for a protein of 996 amino acids. Gene Ontology annotation, biological process: DNA integration. NCBI's taxonomy places the organism in Eukaryota, Viridiplantae, Streptophyta, Magnoliopsida, Asterales, Asteraceae.